Amphimedon queenslandica is the source of this 541-nucleotide messenger RNA. Its product is annotated as sterile alpha motif domain-containing protein 15-like. The record is from RefSeq and is a predicted model, not a curated record. Lineage: Eukaryota; Metazoa; Porifera; Demospongiae; Haplosclerida; Niphatidae. Gene Ontology annotation, molecular function: protein binding. The coding region runs from base 3 to 398 and encodes 131 amino acids. The transcript has 3 exons.
CUAUGGCUACCAAAUUACAUAACAACAAGAUGGCGGCUGGUCAGGAUGUUCCUUAUUGCUUAAAAUGGAGUGCCAAAGACGUAGCUGAGUGGAUCGGAUCGCUAGGUUACCCUCAAUACAAGGAGUGCUUUACAAGCAACAUCAUAACGGGAAGGAAGCUCAUCUGGAUCAACUCGUCCAACCUUCCAAAGAUUGGGAUCACUGACUGGAAGGACAUUCAAGUAAUAUCAAAAGAGGUAAGAGACUUGCUCCAUAUUGAGGACCCUUGUUGGAACAAAAGCAUCUCAUUACCUCCAGCCAGCGAACUGCACCUCUUUCUCGAGAGAAAGAGUAAGUCUGGCCGCCAUAGCGAUGAGUUAACAUUCAAACCUACAGCCAUGAACAAAUCUAUUGAUUAAUUAAUAAUUAUUGUAUCAUAAAAAUAAAACAACAAAGGAUGUAAACAAAAAUAAACAACAAACAUAUUCUCCACUAUAAUAAUAAUCAUAAUAAUAAUAAUAGUAAUAGCAUGAUAAUAAUUGUGAAUAUUAACCACUGACAG